This is a messenger RNA of Aphanomyces astaci, 696 nucleotides long. RefSeq lists its product as hypothetical. Lineage: Eukaryota; Oomycota; Saprolegniomycetes; Saprolegniales; Verrucalvaceae. The transcript is spliced from 3 exons. The record is from RefSeq and is a predicted model, not a curated record. The coding region runs from base 1 to 696 and encodes 231 amino acids.
AUGAGCCCAACGAUCACCCACGCGAAGGAAGAGAAGGUCAAGUCCCUUGUUUUCGUCGGAGUAAACUUCAACAUCUACAAGGUCUGCAUUCAAGCCAAUCUUCGCAGCAAGGGCCUGUGGAAAGUUGUGAGCGGCGAAGACACCCGCGACGACGCCGACGAUGAGGACGACUACGACUCGAAGGAAGACAAGGCCUUCGACAUCCUCGUCAACUCGCUUGACGACGACAACCUGGCCUAUGUGUCUCACGUCUCGACAUCCAAGGGAAGUGUGUACAGCCCUGGAUCGUCGAUGCAGAAGCAUGUUACGGAUCUGCGUGGCCUGCAACACAAGCUGCUGCUGAUGGGAUCACGCGUGGACGACGAAAUGCUGGGACGUAUCCUGCUGACAAGCGUGAAGGAAGUAUUCCCCACGACGGUAGAAAUACUGCGCAGCCGUGAACCGUCUCCGACUCUCUCCCAAAUUACGAACCGGCUGUUAUCCAAGGAAGAUGAAGUGAAGAAUGGUGCACCCAUGAAGCGAAAGGCGGAGACAGAACAGCUACUCUACACAGGCAAGCCUGACAAGCCUCGCCCUUUCAAGAAGCAAGCGGUGAAGGACAAGUGUCAUUACUGCCACAAGAUUGGCGAUCAUGCGUUUGAAUGUGCCGCGGCGCGGGGCACCCUCAUGACGUACCGCCUACCAUGGUUCCGAUAG